Molecule: messenger RNA, 2070 nt
Organism: Caenorhabditis auriculariae
Lineage: Eukaryota; Metazoa; Nematoda; Chromadorea; Rhabditida; Rhabditidae
Source: the annotation of a GenBank genome assembly
AUGACAGCAGAGCGCAUCGAGUCGUUUCGCGUCACGAAAAGCUUCGCCAAGGUUUUUUCUUGUACCUUCUUUCUGGGAGUCAUGCACUUCAACAAGAUACUUUGAGCACAAGUGUUCCCUUGAGGGCAGCUCAAGUCUUAUUUUAAGGGACGUGAAGAUAGCCCGACUUAUGGCAAAAAAAAGUGGAGAAGGGUUUUUUCUUACUGCGACCAGGAAACAUCCAGGAAAAUAAAUCUUUUCAAGCUCCCUUCGUUGAUAAAUACUUCCACACCACGUUAAGAAAAUUUCGAAACAAAAGAAAGAAGAUAUUUAGACGCCUCCGUAGUAUUUCCAAGUUAAAGUUGGAUGAACAGUAGCUUUCUGAAUUAUUUGAAUGUGACGUGAGUUGCCAAACAAGCCUGGGAUAAAAUGAAGAUAUCUUCAUAUUUAGCUUUGAGAAGGAGAAAACCAGUUCUUACGUUUUAUCCAAAUGUUCCUUCAGUUCAUGGAGCUCCCACACAUGCUCGAGUGGAAGGUAAGCGAUCAAGACGUGAUGGUGACCGGCCGCGUCCUUUCCUACUUCCGCAGCAAGGUCUUUCCGUGUCUCGUUCUGAGGUAGAAUGAGCAAUCUUCCAGGGAUUCUUCCUGGACUCGCUCAGCAGCCUCAAGGGCAGGCCGAUGACGUUGACGAAAAAGGGCUUCCUCUUGAUUUAUGAGAAGCAAGAUCGAGGUUCAUCCUUGUGAAGGAGCUUGAAAAUUGAAAUCUGGUCGCAAUUAGAAUGGCUCGACGCACCCUCGACGGUUCGAGCCAUUCUACGUGCGACCAAGAAAUUCGAUUCCGAGCGGAUUUUUUCGAAGAUCCUCAAUCAACUUUUAGAAUCCAAGUAACAAAAAAAAGCGCCGGAAAAAAACCACUAGAGUGGACUUUUAACUAUUUCCUAUAGUAGAUACUUUGAAGGACUCGUCGUCGACCUUCGCACAGUCAAGCGCAUCAUCACCACCACUGACAUGUACAAGUCGCGCAAGACCUCCUUUGUACUCUUUUAGCAUAUUCCUUUCGCUGAAACGACAUUUCCAGAAGAGAUGUCACAUCAAGCUCAAGUUUGCCCAGGGCAACAUACACCUGUUCCUGAUCGGAGAACAGAUAGCCGCCUGGCGAAACGCCAUCUGCACGGUCCACGAAUCCAACAGAAAAGCGUGUCCUCACGAGGUCGAGGAGGAGAACUCGCCGAGCCCAGUGGAAGAGACCCUGCCGGCCAAAAUCACGCAAGGAAGCUCGCACACGGCCAGGAACCAAACCGAACAGUCGACGGUACCAAUUGAAAGCCAUUCAGAUAGUAUGAGAUCGGCUGCAGGUCUCGGAAUGGUUGAGCGGGACGUCGGAGCCAACCGAUUCGGAAGAUGACACCAACAGCGGAAUGAUAACGGUCAUUGAAAGACCGCCAGUUGAACUGUCAGCUUUUCUUUUGGAUUCAACGAUAUCGUGUAAUUGCAGGCCGUCGCUGCGACGCGGCAGACGUCGUGUCUCUUCGAUGAGACAGAUACUCGAAAACGAUCUGAUGGAGGAAUUGCGCUCCAAGGUCUCCACGACUCAGAAAACGACACCGGCAGUCGUUUCAAGAUCUAACUCAAUUAGGGUGAGCCUACUUUGAAUAAUAGCCAAAACAAAAAUAUUAUCAAAGUGCGCUCCACGGCUAACUUGAUCACUUUUUGAAUUUUCAAUUACUUCUUGACACAAUUAUGUUCUUUAGAGCUUGCUGACAAUAUCGCCUUGGUUUUACGAAAUUUUCGGUUCUUAAAGAUUUUCCGUCAGCUCAUUCCGUCAUACGCUCUUUCUGUAGCUUAGAAAACCAUUCCUUUACAGGUACCAGGUGCACCAAAAAAGGAGCCAGCCGCAACAAAGAACUCGUUUUCCUUCUUCUACCCAGCAGCACAGGACGGCGAAACGGUAAAAUGUCGAAGGAAGAUCCGAAAGAAUGAUAUAAUAUUCAGGAAAGCGCGCGACAGAGCAAGAUGCCAGUGAGGAAAAGCGGAAAAGCCGCGCCGCCAGAGGAGGAUCCGACGUGGUGGCAGAAGUCUCUUCGCUGCUGA